AUGGAUGAGGGGUUCAGGGACCGCACGGCCUUCAUCCGGGGGGCGAAGGACAUUGCCAAGGAGGUGAAGAAGCAUGCCACUAAGAAGGUGGGCAAGGGCGUGGACCGCGUGCAGGACGAAUACACCAAGCGCUCCUACUCCCGUUUCGAGGAGGACGACGAUGAGGAGGAUUACCAGCCCCAGGACGGCUACUACCGCGGCGAGUCGGCCAACGAUGAGGAAGGGGCCUCCAGCGACGCCACCGAAGGGCACGACGAGGACGACGAGAUCUACGAGGGCGAGUACCAGGGCAUCCCCCGCAAUGACUCCCUGAAGGCCGGGGACCAGCUGGCCGACAACCAGCAGGUGGUGAGCGAGUUCAGAGACUUCGAGGACCUGGAAGGGGACAAGAAGAAGGACAAGGAGGAGCUGGCCCAGCAGUACGAGCUCAUCCUGCAGGAGUGCGGCCACGGGCGCUUCCAGUGGACGCUCUACUUUGUGCUGGGGCUGGCCCUCAUGGCCGAUGGCGUGGAGGUCUUCGUGGUGGGCUUUGUCCUCCCCAGCGCCGAGAAGGACAUGUGCUUGUCAGACUCCAACAAAGGCAUGCUGGGCCUCAUCGUCUACCUGGGCAUGAUGGUGGGAGCGUUCCUGUGGGGCGGCCUGGCGGAUCGGAUUGGCCGGAAGCAGUGCCUCCUUAUCUCCCUCUCGGUCAACAGUGUCUUCGCCUUCUUCUCCUCUUUCGUGCAAGGUUACGGCACCUUCCUCUUCUGCAGGCUGCUCUCCGGAGUGGGCAUCGGGGGCUCAAUCCCCAUUGUCUUCUCCUACUUCUCGGAGUUCCUAGCUCAGGAGAAGCGGGGUGAGCACCUGAGCUGGCUCUGCAUGUUCUGGAUGAUCGGGGGCAUCUACGCAUCAGCCAUGGCUUGGGCCAUCAUCCCUCACUACGGCUGGAGUUUCCAGAUGGGCUCCGCGUACCAGUUCCACAGCUGGAGGGUCUUUGUCCUGGUCUGCGCCUUCCCCUCCGUCUUUGCCAUCGGCGCUCUCACCACCAUGCCCGAGAGCCCACGCUUCUUCCUGGAGAACGGGAAGCACGACGAGGCCUGGAUGGUGCUGAAGCAGGUUCAUGACACCAACAUGCGAGCCAAGGGCCACCCCGAGAGGGUGUUUUCGGUCACCCACAUCAAAACCAUCAAGCAGGAGGACGAGCUGAUUGAGAUCCAGCUGGACACCGGUACCUGGUACCGGCGCUGGAUGGUUCGGAUCCUGAACCUCUUGCAUCAGGUCUGGAGCAACUUCCUGCAGUGCUUUGCCCCCGAGUACCGGCGCGUCACGCUCAUGAUGAUGGCUGUGUGGUUCACCAUGUCCUUCAGUUACUACGGCUUGACCGUCUGGUUCCCAGACAUGAUCAAGCAUUUACAGAACAUCGAAUAUGCCUCCCGCACCAAGCUCUUCACCCGCGAGAAGGUGGAGCACUUCACCUUCAACUUCACCCUGGAGAACCAGAUCCACCGCAACGGUGAAUACUACAACGACAAGUUCAUCGGCCUCAAGUUGAAAUCCGUCUCCUUUGAGGACUCCCUGUUUGAGGACUGCUACUUCGAAGACAUCACCUCCAGCAACACCUUCUUCAAGAACUGCUCCUUCUUCUCCACUGUCUUCUACAACACAGACCUGUUCGAGUACAAAUUCAUCAACUCCAAAAUGGCCAACAGCAGUUUCCUGCACAACAAAGAGGGCUGCCAGCUGGACUUCAGCGAUGAGAACAACGCCUACAUGAUCUACUUCGUCAGCUUCCUGGGCACCCUGGCCGUGCUGCCGGGGAACAUUGUCUCGGCCCUGCUCAUGGACAAGAUCGGGCGCCUCCGGAUGCUGGCCGGCUCCAGCGUGAUGUCGUGCGUCAGCUGCUUCUUCCUGUCGUUCGGGAACAGCGAGUCAGCCAUGAUCGCCCUGCUCUGCCUUUUCGGGGGGGUCAGCAUCGCCUCCUGGAACGCCUUGGACGUGCUGACGGUGGAGCUUUACCCCUCGGACAAAAGGACGACAGCCUUCGGCUUCCUCAACGCCCUCUGCAAGCUGGCGGCCGUCCUGGGCAUCAGCAUCUUCACCUCCUUCGUCGGCGUCACGAAAGCCGUGCCCAUCUUGCUGGCCUCGACAGCGCUGGCUGUGGGCAGCUCGCUAGCGUUGAGGCUGCCGGAGACGCGUGGGCAGGUGUUGCAGUGA
This is a messenger RNA of Terrapene triunguis (Three-toed box turtle), 2193 nucleotides long. RefSeq names its product synaptic vesicle glycoprotein 2A (gene SV2A). NCBI's taxonomy places the organism in Eukaryota, Metazoa, Chordata, Testudines, Emydidae. Gene Ontology annotation, molecular function: transmembrane transporter activity. Gene Ontology annotation, biological process: chemical synaptic transmission; transmembrane transport. Bases 1 to 2193 code for a protein of 730 amino acids. The transcript has 12 exons. Gene Ontology annotation, cellular component: membrane. The record is from RefSeq and is a predicted model, not a curated record.